ACAUUUCCAUGCUCUGUGAGUGUGGGAAAUGUUUUCUGUGUAAAUCAGAACUUGUUAGACAUCAGAGAAGUCACACAGGUGAGAAACCAUUUCCAUGCUCUCAGUGUGGGAAAAGUUUUCCAUUCAAAUCACGUCUUGUUACACAUCAGAGAAGUCACACAGGUGAGAAACCAUUUCCAUGCUCUGAGUGUGGGAACAGUUUUACACGCAAAUCACAUCUUGCUAGACAUCAGAGAAGUCACACAGGUGCGAAUACAUUUCCAUGCUCUGAGUGUGGGAAAUGUUUUCUGUGUGAAUCAGAACUUGUUAUACAUCAAAGAAGUCACACCGGUGAGAAACCAUUUCCAUGCUCUGAGUGUGGGAAAAGUUUUGCAGGCAAAUCAUAUCUAGUUAAACAUCAGAAAUCACAGGAGUAAAGCAUUACUAUGAUCUGAUACACAACAGGAUUGUAGCAACACUUUAUUGCGUUGGACAGGGCUGUACUGCCCAUCUAUCACCUCUGGCAUAUUCCAGAAGUGCCAGUGGAUUGGUGGUUUCAUCCAGUUCCACAGAGAGAUGGGAAGGCCGUGUGCAGCGCAGCCUCUAGCUUUCUGGUUUAGCUGCCCCUACUUUCCAAAGUGUCUGUCUCCAUGGAAAUGGGGGCGUGCAGUAAGUCCACGCCCCCCUUACAGCACGUCCUCGUGUGUCAUGUCCUUGCGUCCCCCCCCAUGAUGUGUGCUUGCAAGUUUACAAAUGCCCAAUCCAAAUAGCCCCAGUUUGUCCCUGCCAGUAGAUAUCGGCACCACUCUCCACAUCAAUACCAGACCAUCGUGUUAUAUAAGCGUCUAUGGGCCUAAUUCAUGGUCGAUUGCAAAACGAAAAUCUUCUGCUAAUGGGAAAAUCCAUGUGCACUGCAGGUGGGGCAGAUGUAACAUGUGCAGAGAGAGUUAGAUUUGAGUGAGGUGUGUUCAAACGGAAAUUUAAAUUGCAGUGUAAAAAUAAAGCAGCCAGUAUUUACCCUGCACAGAAACAAUAUAACCCACCCUAAUCUAACUCUAUCUGCACAUUUCUCAUACAUCCCAGGGGAUGCUGGGAUCACAUCAAGAACCAUGGGGUAUAGACGGGGUCCGA
Messenger RNA from Pseudophryne corroboree (corroboree frog), 1110 nucleotides. RefSeq names its product oocyte zinc finger protein XlCOF22-like. NCBI's taxonomy places the organism in Eukaryota, Metazoa, Chordata, Amphibia, Anura, Myobatrachidae. Bases 9 to 416 code for a protein of 135 amino acids. Gene Ontology annotation, molecular function: RNA polymerase II cis-regulatory region sequence-specific DNA binding; DNA-binding transcription factor activity, RNA polymerase II-specific. The record is from RefSeq and is a predicted model, not a curated record. The transcript has a single exon. Gene Ontology annotation, biological process: regulation of transcription by RNA polymerase II.